Mytilus trossulus (common blue mussel) is the source of this 3276-nucleotide messenger RNA. Its product is annotated as mucin-17-like. Lineage: Eukaryota; Metazoa; Mollusca; Bivalvia; Mytilida; Mytilidae. Bases 1 to 3276 code for a protein of 1091 amino acids. The record is from RefSeq and is a predicted model, not a curated record. The transcript has 14 exons.
AUGACAUCAUCAGAGAUAAUACCAUCAAGGGAAAUUAAAGUGAACAAUCAGUCUAUGAAUAUAGAAAAUCUGCGACCAAAUGCUAUCAUACCUUUCACAAGUUAUGAAUCAUCAGUGAUCAUUGAAUAUACACCGCAAGGGGCAAAACCAGUGAAUGAGGUUAAACUGAAGAGUACUGAUAACAUAAAGACAUUCAACGUUAAAUUUUAUAAUGCUGAUGGAUCAGUGGUAUCAAAAACGAUAGAAGUACUUGAAAGUGCUUAUAAUAACGGACAUCUCAAUGUCAACAAAGUCCAAAUAAGCAUCACUCCAAAAGACAAAGAGAACACAUAUCAACCAGUCAAAUUACAAAUUCAGAUCUAUGGAUGUUAUGAAAUUGGAACAACUACGUUUCAAAUACCGUCAACUGUUUCUCAACAGUCUGUUGUUUCAACUAAGACGAGUGUAAGAGUGGAAUCACCAGUGACGACACCUGUUGGUAAGACAACAACUACAUAUGGGCUAUCAUCAGUUAAAACCACAAUGGAAGUGUCAUCAGCGAAAUCCACUGCAGGAAUAUCGAGUGAAAAAACAACACCUGCUGUCAAAACGAUAGCUACAACUACGGCAAGAGAAACCAAGCAUACGACUGGUAUUAUUUCAUCAGAGGGAGUCACUUCCCCUGUGCCCAGUACUGGGGAAACAACCAUUAAAAUAACAAGUAGACAAACUACUCCUGUUGCCGCAACAACUGAAACAUCAAUGAAAAUGACAAGUGUACACUCCAGUGAAGAGGUGAAAUCAGAGCGCACUACACCUGUUAGAAUGUCGACGAAACAUGUGACUCCAAAAGGUACAACGACUGAAAUGAAAAAAGCAAGUGUGGUGUCGACAACUAGUGCAAUCCCAUCAAUCCCAGCAACGGGCACAACAACUAUUGUAAUACCGUCAAUUGUUUCUACACCAUCUGUUGCUUCAACUAAGACGAGUGUAAGAGUGGAAUCACCAGUGACGUCACCUGUUGGUAAGACAACAACUACAUAUGGGCUAUCAUCAGAAAAAAGCACAACGGAAGUGUCAUCACCUGAAUCCACUGUAGGAAUAUCGAGUGAAAAAACAACACCUGCUGUCAAAUCGAUAGCUACAACUACGUCAAGAGAAAUCAAGCAUACGACUGGUAUUAUUUCAUCAGGGGGAGUUACUUCCCCUGUGCCCAGUACUGGGGAAACAACCAUUAAGGUAACAAGUAGACAAACUACUCCUGUUGCUGCAACAACUAAAACAUCCAUGAAAAUGACAAGUGUACACUCCAGUGAAAAAGUGAAAUCAGAGCACACUACACCUGUUAGAUUGUCCACAAAACAGGUGACUCCAAUAGGUACAACGACUGAAUUGAAAGUAGUAAGUGUUGUGGCAACGACAAGUGCAGUACCAUCACUCACAUCUACGGUUUCAAGUACCACCCCAGUAUGUGAUGUAUCAGAGGGAAUGAUGUCACCAACAACUAUUCCAUCUAGUGAAAUAAAAGUAAAUGAUGACAUGGCAAAAAUAGACAAUUUACGACCAGGUGGUUUGAUACCAAUGAUGAGUUCUAAGCCUACACUGGUAAUACAAUACACACCUUCAAUUGCCAAGUCUGUGCAAAGAGUAGAAUUAGUAUCAACAGAAAACAUAAUAUCAUACACUGUUACAUUUUUCAAUGCUGAUGGAACUACUAUAAAAAGAACAAUGAAAGUUACAGAAAGUGCAAACAAUGUUGCUGGAAAUCCUAAUGUGAAGAAAGUUGAAAUCCUGAUUACACCUGAAGAUAAGAAAAGUUCUUAUCAGCCAGUAGAUCUUCAACUGAAAAUAUUUGCAUGCCAUGAAAUAGGCACAACAACAAUUGUAAUACCAUCAAUUGUUUCUACGCCGUCUAUUGCUUCAACUAAGACGAGUGUAAGAGUGGAAUCACCAGUGACGUCACCUGUUGGUAAGACAACAACUACAUAUGGGCUAUCAUCAGUAAAAAGCACAAUGGAAGUGUCAUCAGCGAAAUCCACUGCAGGAAUAUCGAGUGAAAAAACAACACCUGCUGUCAAAACGAAAGCUACAACUACGGCAAGAGAAACCAAGCAUACGAGUGGUAUUAUUUCAUCAGAGGGAGUUCCUUCCCCUGUGCCCAGUACUGGGGAAACAACCAUUAAAAUAACAAGUAGACAAACUACUCCUGUUGCCGCAACAACUGAAACAUCAAUGAAAAUGACAAGUGUACACUCCAGUGAAGAGGUGAAAUCAGAGCGCACUACACCUGUUAGAUUAUCGACAAAACAGGUGACUCCAAUAGGUACAACGACUGAAUUGAAAGUAGUAAGUGUUGUGUCAACGACAAGUGCAGUCCCUUCACUCACAUCUACGGUUUCAAGUACCACCCCAGUAUGUGAUGUAUCAGAGGGAAUGAUGUCACCAACAACUAUUCCAUCUAGUGAAAUAAAAGUAAAUGAUGACAUGGCAAAAAUAGACAGUUUACGACCAGGUGGUCUUAUACCCAUGAUGAGUUCUAAGCCUACACUGGUAAUACAAUACACACCUUCAAUUGCCAAGUCUGUGCAAAGAGUAGAAUUAGUAUCAACAGAAAACAUAAUAUCAUACACUGUUACAUUUUUCAAUGCUGAUGGAACUACUAUAAAAAGAACAAUGAAAGUUACAGAAAGUGCAAACAAUGUUGCUGGAAAUCCUAAUGUGAAGAAAGUUGAAAUCCUGAUUACACCUGAAGAUAAGAAAAGUUCUUAUCAGCCAGUAAAUCUUCAACUGAAAAUAUUUGCAUGCCAUGAAAUAGGCACAACAACAAUUGUAAUACCUUCAAUUGUUUCUACGCCGUCUGUUGCUUCAACUAAGACGAGUGUAAGAGUGGAAUCACCAGUGACGUCACCUGUUGGUAAGACAACAACUACAUAUGGGCUAUCAUCAGUAAAAAGCACAAUGGAAGUGUCAUCAGCGAAAUCCACUGCAGGAAUAUCGAGUGAAAAAACAACACCUGCUGUCAAAACGAAAGCUACAACUACGGCAAGAGAAACCAAGCAUACGACUGGUAUUAUUUCAUCAGAGGGAGUUACUUCCCCUGUGCCCAGUACUGGGGAAACAACCAUUAAAAUAACAAGUAGACAAACUACUCCUGUUGCCGCAACAACUGAAACAUCAAUGAAAAUGACAAGUGUACACUCCAGUGAAGAGGUGAAAUCAGAGCGCACUACACCUGUUAGAUUAUCGACAAAACAGGUGACUCCAAUAGGUAUGCAGAUGGUACAACGACUGAAUUGA